Prorocentrum cordatum is the source of this 2337-nucleotide messenger RNA. The record is from the annotation of a GenBank genome assembly. Lineage: Eukaryota; Dinophyceae; Prorocentrales; Prorocentraceae.
CUUCAAGUUCAAAGCUACGCAAUCGUGCGUGCCCGGCUGCCUCCGUGUGUCCUCCCUUGCUCGGCGUUGCUUGCUCGCGCUUGCCUCCACGCCGUGUUGGCUCGAGCCGCUUUGUUCGGGGGGCCCGCCACCAAUCCCCAACGUGCAGCGCAACCGGCACCUGAUACCUCGAGCGGGCGUUCCGCUGCUCAGUCGUGCAUUGCUCCCUGGGCAGGCCUUCUUGGACAUCCUUGUGGCCGCCUCGACCCUCUGCCCUCUCGCGCUGCACUGGCACCGUCUGGCUCGGGCGUGUGUGACAGGUGCACCUGCAACAGGCGUCCUGGUGGUCUCUCUGCCCCUCAUGUCAUCGGAUGAUCUCGCCUUGGGCGUCGUUGCCGCGCUUUGGGCGCAGAUGCGGUUCAUCCGGUUGACCGUGCUCGUCGUGAGUUGUGAGCAGCCCCUCUCGGUGUGGCUGCAGCCAUCGGACCGUACGGCAGGCGCGCUCCGCGUGGGUGCGCUGGUAGCGACGCUCAUGUGCAUCGCUUUUCCGGGCCCGCUCACUUUCUUUGCGUCGCUUUCGACGACGCUUUCGCUGGGAUGGGCGUGCCUACCGUACGAGGUCGACAACAGUGGCACCUACGGCCUCCUGGCAGACCUCAACCUCUGGUGCGGCUUUGCCUGGGCGGCGACCAGCGGGCACGACGCGGCGCUCGGCUGGCAGCAGAGCGCUCCAGCGCUCCGUACGAUUUUCGGUACCACCUAUGCCUUCGCGGCGCUUGCGAAGCUGAAUUCGGAUUACGUGAACGUGCGCAAGAGCAGCUGCACCGUCUUCACACUGCUUGUCGGUGAGGGCUUCGUGCCCGCCGCGCUUUCGCGCCGCCUCAUCGCGCUGCUCGGCGACGGGGCCGUGCUGUCGCUUCUGCACCUUGCCCUCGUGCUGCUGGAGGCCGUCGAGGUCCUCAUCCCCCUGCUGCUCCCGCUCGCGCCGCUGCGCUGGUCUCUCGGCACCGCGUGGGCCUUCCACCUGCUGCUGGGCUCCAUCGCGUAUGACUACUCGGUCAUCGCCGUCGCAAGCCUCGUGGCGUGCGCGCCGCCGGCGCAGGUGGUGCACCUCGCGUGGAGGGUCACCAGCCCGCCCGCCCGGCUGGCCGCCACGGCGCUGGCACUGCUCGGCUGCCGGCGGCUCGAGGCGCAGCGCUGCCGCGAGCUGGGCUCGCCGGAGCACCUGGCCUCGCUGCUCUGGCUGUGUGCUCUCCGCCCCGCACUCUGGUGGACGGCGCCGCGCCCACGCCGCCUGGCCUGGCAGGUGCGCUGGGGGCCGGGAGCGGUGUCGCGCCGCCGCUGCCGCUCGCGCUGAGCGGCGCGGCGGUGCUGCUUUUGGCCGUGGCCAACGGCCUGGGCCCGUACCUCGGCUACAAACGGUCGCGACCUGGGCGAUGUUCUCCAACCUGCACGUGGAGGGCGGCAGGACCAACCACUGGUUUUGGUCGGCUUCGUGGCAGCCCUUCCGCUUCUGCCGCGAGCUCGCAACGGUAGAGGCGACGGACGUCGAGCAGCUACGGACCUAUCAUACCUUCUCGCAGUUCGACGCUGCACUGGAGGGGGAGCGCUCGCCGAUACAAGCUUUUGCUGCGCGCACAGGCUGCGCGAUGAAAAGCCAUGCGAACUCGGUGCUCGGCCGCGGCGGUGCGGUCACCACCAUCUUCCCAUACCGCGUGCCGCUGUGGCAGCUGCGUCGGAUGAUCAGCGUCGAGGUGCUCGGAACCGAGCGCGGGACGGAUUUCUUUGUCGAGUAUUCGGUCCUCGGGCAACCAGGUCGCCGCCGCUUUGAGGUGAAGGACGGCAAGAUCUCGCCCGCCUCCGAUCCCGUCCUCGCCUCGCCGCCUCCGCUGCUGCUGCAGAAGCUGCUCUCCUUCAAGUCGGUGCCUGUCGCCGAGCGUGACUGCGGCGUGUGCCACGGGCCCUGAGCGGUGCAUCUCGAGGCGCGAGUGUCGAGCGUCCAGUCGGUGCCGAACGCCGAGCGUGGCUGCGGCGUGCGUCACGGGCCCCGAGAUCGGCAUUACCCAAGCAUGCACAUACGAGGCGUGCGUCUUCACCACAGGGGGCGACGCACGCGCUGGGAAAGCAUUUCGUGUGAGCUCCGUGCCGCGCGCUCCCUGGCCACACCGCUCGGGAUGCGACACACUGCGAGCUGCUUGUGCUGCACUUUCGUGUCAGACGUGUGCCUCCGGUAUCAGCACAUCGUACGAGCAUGUCCUGCUGCGCCCACCGAGCGGUCUCUAGGGGGGCCGCGCGCCCGCGAGCGCCGCCCUCCUGCAGGCCGCGCGCGGCGCCGAGCCCGGCGCCCUGCCGAGCCGC